Ruditapes philippinarum (Manila clam) is the source of this 2570-nucleotide messenger RNA. RefSeq names its product SLIT and NTRK-like protein 6. The coding region runs from base 41 to 952 and encodes 303 amino acids. The transcript has 2 exons. NCBI's taxonomy places the organism in Eukaryota, Metazoa, Mollusca, Bivalvia, Venerida, Veneridae. The record is from RefSeq and is a predicted model, not a curated record. Gene Ontology annotation, molecular function: protein binding.
GACGCUUUUACUCCGUGGUAACAGAAUUACAUCUAUUCCAAUGAAUACUUUCAAAAAUGUUUCCAAACUGACAAAUUUGUAUUUAUCGGGAAACCAUAUUGAGUUCAUACAUCCGAAAGCUUUCAAUGGAUUAUUCAACUUACAACAACUUGAACUUCAGAAUAAUGCUUUGUCAUUCCUAAAUGGAUCUGUAUUUAGGUUUUUCAGUUCAGAACUUAAGGAAAUUAAGCUCUUUAAUAAUCCAUGGUUCUGCGAUUGUAAUUUACGAUGGUUACUUGAGUGGCUGAAAAACAACAGUGAAUCGGAAAUUCAAAGACUAAGAUGGAAAUUUCAUACAGAUGAGCCCAUUUGUGACGGUCCAUCAAUAAUUAAACAGCGAUCUUUUUCUACGCUUACUGGUGGCUGGUUUAUUUGUCCUAUUAGAAUGUACUCAAAAGCGAGAAAUAUCGAGACGCCUAAAGGCGGAGAGGUUGAACUUUUCUGUAAGUACAUGUCUGAUCCAUAUGUUGAAUUCAAGGGUUUUUUAAUGCAAAAACACCCGCCUGACUUUAGCCCUUAUUCUGAUGAUAAUGGAUUUAUCAUUCCUUCUUACAGUGUUGGUCAAAUAAUGCCACACAGGGCGUCAACAUUGCCACAUAACGGUUACAUCGCUCAUGACCAAAUUUACAUUCCUCACCGAACCCGAACAUUACCUCGCGGAUAUUCUCCGCACCAUUCAGCAGAUUACGGUUCGACGCCAGUGGUACGGAGUAACAGUGUUUCUGCUAAUCAUAAAAGUGCUUCAGUCGGACAUUUGGGUAUAAUAAGCCCGCCAAAAAAACCUCCGCGUAGUUUUAAUUCGAGAGAAACUGUGUCAUUACAUUCACAAAGUAGCUAUGGUGACAAGGAAAAUGGAUUUAGACUAUCUCUUCCAAAACCAGGGACUGUAGAUAGAUAUGGAACAGCUGUUUAAUAUGUUUUUAUUUUCAUGUUUCUUAUACAAAGCAGUCAUGACACAAAAAAGUUUAAAACUUGUUUGACAAUAUUUUACAUUAAAUCUAUAAUAAAGUUAACAUUUGAUUUCAUAAAAAACAACUGUUUCAAGGUUUAAAGUUAUGUCUUAAAUAUUCAAAUCCCAGAUCUUUCUCAAAGAACAUAAUAAGCUUUUCUUAUUUGCAAUUCAUAAAGGAAGUCUUUCUGUUACAGUUAAGCUUUCCAUACACUGGGAAUAUACUUCUAACUUUUACUUGUGGAAAGGUUUUUUCUUCUUGUUUCUGUAAAAUUUAUAUGCCUGUAAAUAUCUUUGCUUUCUUCCAGUAAUUUCAGAUCUUUUAUUUUCCUUUUUUUUUCCAAAAAUUAUUAUAAGCAAGAUGACAUUACUUCAGAUUUCAUGCAUUUUGACAGUUCAAACUUAUUUUUAUAUUGAUCAUAAUUAUAGAUUAACAUUAAAAAACUUAAAGCUAGAGAAUUAUUUCCUAUUUCAUAAUCAAUGAACCCAUUUGGAAAAUUUGAUGUAAAAUCUGGAUGCAUAAAAACCUUUUUUAAAUACUAUGGCUAAAUUCUCAGAUUUUGUUCAGAUGUGACUGAAAAUAUUGCUUGAAUGUUAUACAAAAUAAACAGUUUAAUAACAAACAUUACAUCAUACCUAUACCAUGCUACAGUUCUGUAUUUUAUACCACUAUAAGAUUUUUAAAAAAAUUUUUGCUUCGAAUUAAAUGCUUGUUGACUGUGAAUUUAAAGAAUUAAACUGUAAAAUUUUACAUCUAUGCAUGCUGUUAACAGUAAAGAAUCUGGACAGAAUAUUAAAGCAUGCCUGUACAAGCUGGCCUCAGGCUUUGUAAUUAAAAAGGCAAGUCUAAAUUGCUUGUAGAACCAUAAAGAGGAAAAUCAUCAGUGUUUAAAAUAUCUGUGUAAUUCGGUACAUGUCUAUGUUAUAUAUAUCACUGUAAAAUCUCGCCAGAGGGCAUUGCAUUAUCAUAUCUAUAUUUGUCAAAUAUAUAUAUAAUUUAUAUCAUUAACUCUAAUUGCUUUUGAUAUGUCUUUAUCCAAAUAAUAUAUGACUAACUCAAAAUUAUAAUAUCAAUUGCUGUCAAAUGGUUUAAUGUUGAAGUCAUUUAAUUUUGCUGUACAAUAAAUUUUUCACAAGAAAGUUAAUUUAUUGUGAGAAUAAUUAUUACACUGAGCAGUUUUGUCAAUUUAACUCCUGUAACUUCAUGAUAUUAAUAUUUUUUUCUGUUGAAAUCAAAAUUUGGUAAGCUGGAUCAUUAAAACUAUAAAAUUCAGGAAGAUAAAAAAAAAUCUCCUGUGAAAAAUUCUUUUGAUUUUACAGUUUAAUUAUGUACCUAUACAAAUAAUUAUCUGGGACCAUUAACAAAAUAUGCAGUAUUUCACUUGUUCAUUUUUAUUUUCAAUAUCUUAAGUGCAAUUUCAUGAAUCAUUGUCACAUGUUUGUACACUGUCACUCAUUGAAAUGAAAUGUUAAAAUUACAUAGGUAAUUAUUAUACUUAUCAAGAUUUUACCUAUCAGAAACUGUAUGUGUCAUAACAAAAUUAUGAAACAUUUGUGAAAAAUAAAAGUGUGCUUGAAAUAA